AUGGCCAGCGGGCCACACGCCGCCGAAGACCAGGGCCACCUGCUCGAGGAUGCUCUCGGCGUUGUCCGGCAGCAGUCGCUGAUGAUGCGACGAUGUCUGGAAACUCCUGGGAAGCUGAUGGAUGCUCUGAAAUGCGCCUCUACGUUGAUUUCGGAGCUUCGCACGCCCAGCUUACCCCCAAAACAAUACUAUGAGCUAUAUAUGGCCGUAUUCGAUGCGCUUCGUCACUUGUCCGACUAUCUUCGUGACAGCCACCCGGUGAACCACCUAGCCGACUUGUACGAACUCGUGCAAUAUGCUGGCAACAUCAUUCCCCGCCUCUACCUCAUGAUCACGGUUGGCACCGUAUAUAUGGCGAUUCCGGAUGCGCCGGUCAAGGAAAUUAUGAAAGAUAUGAUGGAAAUGAGCCGAGGCGUGCAACAUCCAGUGCGCGGCCUCUUUUUGAGAUACUACCUGUCUGGCCAGGCUCGGGAUCAUUUGCCAAGUGGCACUGGAGAUGGCCCUCAGGGAAACGUUCAAGAUUCAAUCAAUUUUAUUUUGACCAAUUUCGUUGAAAUGAACAAGUUGUGGGUUCGAUUUCAGCAUCAAGGACACUCGCGGGAGCGGGAGCAGAGAACUCAGGAGAGACGGGAACUUGAAGUAUUAGUUGGCAGUAAUUUGGUUCGCCUGAGCCAAUUAGUGGAUUUAGAAACCUAUAAAUCUGUGAUAUUGCAGCCACUUUUGGAGCAAGUCGUUCAAUGUCGAGAUGUGCUGGCUCAAGAGUAUCUACUAGAAGUGAUAACAAAAGCCUUCCCCGACGAAUACCACCUUCAUACCCUUGAUACUUUACUCACUGCUAUUUCGAGACUAAACCCACAUGUCGAUAUGAAAAAAAUCGUCAUUGGUUUAAUGGAUAGGUUGUCGUCAUAUGCGAGCCGUGAACCUGAGAGUAAUAACACUCCUGAAGCUAAAAGAGAAGCUGAAGAAGAAGCCACGCGAAGAUUACUGGAACGUGUCAAGAUAUCCAAGGAGAAUGAGCGGAUCGAGAGUACUGACGCCAAACCGGGUGAUUCAGUCCAGCCAGAAGGCGUCGAUAAGGAAGACGGCAACCAGGAAUCCAAGUUAGAGAAGGAGCCCGAGGCAACAGUACCAACGAAAGAGGAGACGACUGAUGAUACCGAUGCGCCCAAGCCAAUGUUACCUGGAGAUAUCAAGCUCUAUGAAAUAUUUUAUGAGCAGGUGAUAAACUUGGUAAAAACUAGAUCAUUACCCAUCCAGGAUACCAUUGCCCUCUUAGGCUCUCUUAUAAACCUCGCACUAAAUAUAUAUCCGAAUAGACUAGAAUAUGUUGAUCAAGUUCUUGACUUUGCGACCAAAAAAACGCUAGAAUAUGCUGACAGCGCUGACCUACACUCGGCCCCGGCACAGUCUAGCCUUCUUAACCUGCUCCUAGCUCCUGUUAACUCGUAUACCUCGAUAUUUACGCCAUUGUCGCUCCCGAACUAUAUUCCCCUAUACGCUGCGCAAUCCUACCCAACUCGAAGAGCUGUUGCUGGAGACAUUGCUCGCAAAAUUUUGAACAAUAACAUCUGGAUCAGGACAAUGGAGAACCUUAAUAAUGUCCUUCAAAUCCUGAAAGUUCUGAUCAAAGAAGGAAUGCAGCAGCCACUGGGUUAUCCUGGAGUUUCGUCACAACGGCGUGGAGAAACGGAUGAGACGAUUGAGGAACAAGGAUGGCUUGCACGGAUUGUGCACUUUAUUCAGGCUCCUGACAAUGAGACUCAGUUCAAGCUCCUUCAAAAAACAAAAACAGCAUAUACGGACGGAAACGAGAGGAUCCGAUAUACCACCCCCCCUCUUAUCACCGCGUCGCUGAAAUUAGCUAGAAAUCUUAAAAAACGAGAGCAUUUCGAAGAUAACUUCCAAUCACAGUCUACGGCACUGUUCAGAUUCAUGCAUCAGUGCGUGAGCACUCUAUAUCAACGUGUUAAUUCAGGAUGCGCGGAUCUUUCAUUACGUCUCUUCGUUUUCUGCGGGCAAGUUGCUGAUGAGGUUGGAUUUGAGGAAUUUAGCUAUGAAUUCUUUGCACAGGCAUUCACAGUAUAUGAGGAUUCGAUUAGUGAUUCAAGAGCGCAGUUUCAAGCUGUCUGCAUUCUUAUCAGUGCACUAUACGGAACACGACACUUUACAAGAGAAAAUUAUGACACCCUAAUUACUAAGGCUGCCUUGCAUGGAAGCAAGUUACUGAAGAAGCCGGACCAAUGUCGCGCAGUUUAUCUUGCUAGUCAUCUUUGGUGGGUUAUGGAUGGCCCUCAGAAAGAAGGAGAGGAGCCAAAAGUGGUAUAUCGCGACGGAAAACGAGUUUUAGAAUGUCUUCAACGUGCUCUCCGCGUGGCCGAUGCCUGCAUGGACACUGCUGUCUCUGUUGAACUCUUCAUUGAAAUCCUCAAUCGCUACGUCUACUACUUUGACCAGCAAAACGAGAGCGUCACUACGAAAUAUCUCAAUGGGCUCAUCGAGCUUAUUCACUCCAAUCUCCAGACCAACCAAGUCGACGGAAACGUUAACUCAAGCCUAGACAACCCCAAACGGCAUUUCCAGCGUACCUUGGAUUAUAUAAAAUCGAGAGGAUAUGAAGGCGUCGUCACAGAGGCAGCCAUGUGA
Molecule: messenger RNA, 2643 nt
Organism: Ophidiomyces ophidiicola
Lineage: Eukaryota; Fungi; Ascomycota; Eurotiomycetes; Onygenales; Onygenaceae
Gene: vps35
Product: retromer complex subunit Vps35
Exons: 7
Coding region: 1-2643 (880 amino acids)
Biological process (GO): intracellular protein transport; retrograde transport, endosome to Golgi
Cellular component (GO): retromer, cargo-selective complex; retromer complex; late endosome
Source: RefSeq, a predicted model, not a curated record